Messenger RNA from Nylanderia fulva, 390 nucleotides. RefSeq names its product ribosomal protein S21 (gene RpS21). Gene Ontology annotation, cellular component: ribosome. The record is from RefSeq and is a predicted model, not a curated record. Gene Ontology annotation, molecular function: structural constituent of ribosome. Gene Ontology annotation, biological process: translation. Lineage: Eukaryota; Metazoa; Arthropoda; Insecta; Hymenoptera; Formicidae.
CCACGAUGAGGUAUGAGGUCUCGUCAGUCAUCGAAUGUAUCCGGUCUUUUCGUUCGGUUGCCAUUUUGAGAGAGUUACGCCGACUAAUAUUAUAAAAAAUGGAGAACGACUUGGGAACUCUUGUCGACUUGUACAUCCCACGAAAAUGCUCUGCGAGCAAUCGCAUCAUCCAUGCCAAGGAUCAUGCAUCGAUACAGUUGACAUUGGCUGAUGUUGAUCCAGAAACUGGACGCAUGACUGAUACUCAUAAAAUGUAUGCAAUCUGUGGAGCAAUCCGUCGUAUGGGUGAAUCAGAUGAUUGUUUAGUGCGAUUGACAAAGAAAGAUGGGCUUUUACCGAAGAAUUUUUAAUAUAAAUUAUGUGACCAAUUUUCAAUAAACAUAAAAAAAA